Messenger RNA from Diabrotica virgifera virgifera (western corn rootworm), 828 nucleotides. RefSeq lists its product as uncharacterized. Gene Ontology annotation, molecular function: protein dimerization activity. The transcript has a single exon. Lineage: Eukaryota; Metazoa; Arthropoda; Insecta; Coleoptera; Chrysomelidae. The record is from RefSeq and is a predicted model, not a curated record. The coding region runs from base 1 to 828 and encodes 275 amino acids.
AUGGUUUGUCUAAAAAUAAUAGCGCAUUAUUCUUCACAACUGGAGCCAAUUACAAACAAAUUGCAAGGCGUUUCCGUAAAUCUUCUUUCUGUGAAAAAACAUAUUGGAAAAUUACUCGAGAUCUUUCAAAACGAUCGAAACCACUGCGAGGUUAUAUUUUCUGAAAUAUUCAAAGCUGUAGUAGAAUCAUCCAAAGAUUUAAAUAUAGAAAUUGUUAUUCCAAGGCUUGUUGGACGGCAAACUCACAGAGCCAAUGUUAAUGGAAAAUCGGCAGAAGAAUAUUUUAGAAUAUCUAUAUUUAAUCCCUAUUUAGAUUCUUUAAUAUCUUCUCUUAAAUCUAGGUUUUCUGAAGACUCCAAUAUUGCAUUUUCUCUAAGUUUACUUCAUCCGAUAUACAUAGAGAAGGAUAUUUUAUUGAACUCAAAAGAUAUCAAGAACAUAGCUGAAAAGUAUAGCUUUGAAAAUUUUGAGGCUGAAUAUUCAACAUGGGUAUCAAUGUGGAAAAUGAAGCCAGUGACAAUGUCAGAAAAUGUAGAAUUUAUGGAGUUGUUAAUCAAAAAUUGUGAAUAUUAUCCAGCAAUUGCAAAAACCAUUAAAAUAUUUUUAUCAAUUCCACCAACUACUUGUUCAGUUGAACGAUCCUUUAGUACUUUGAGACGCGUUAAAACAUGGCUUCGAUCAACAAUGACUGAAAAUAGGUUGUCUGGACUUUGUAUGAUUUCCGUACAUCGAAAAAUAGUUAACUUAGAUAAGCAAAAUAUUAUUUCCCAAGUUAUUGAUAUUUUUGGCUCUGACAGGCGAAACUUAAAAUUCCUCUUUUCAGAAUAA